AGAUAAAGAGGAAGGGGGCGGAUGCAGGCGGCGCGGCGGGCACUGUGGCCGGGCUGGCGUUGUUGGGGCUGCGAACGUAAGAAGAUGAAGCUGCUGGCAGCUGUCGCCCUGCUGGGGCUGGGGGGAUCUCUCCUGCUGCUUCUCUUCCCAGCUACUCACGCAGAAGAGCGCAAGAAGGGCCCCAAGGUCACACACAAGGUGUAUUUUGAUCUGCGGAUCGGAGAUGAAGAUGUGGGACGAGUCGUCAUUGGCUUAUUUGGAAAGACCGUUCCAAAGACAAUCGAGAACUUUGUUGCCUUGUCCACAGGAGAGAAAGGGUUUGGGUACAAGGGCAGCAAGUUUCACCGUGUGAUCAAGGACUUCAUGAUCCAGGGAGGAGACUUCACCCGGGGAGAUGGAACAGGAGGGAAAAGCAUCUAUGGGGACCGUUUCCCCGAUGAGAACUUCAAGCUGAAGCACUAUGGGCCUGGCUGGGUGAGCAUGGCCAACGCUGGCAAGGACACCAACGGCUCUCAGUUUUUCAUCACUACUGUCAAGACCUCAUGGCUGGAUGGCAAGCAUGUCGUCUUUGGCAAAGUCCUGGAAGGGAUGGAUGUAGUAAGAAAAGUGGAAAACACCAAAACAGACAGUCGGGAUAAACCCCUGAAAGAUGUCGUCAUUGCCGACUGCAACACCAUCGAGGUGGAGAAGCCAUUUGCCAUUGCCAAAGAAUAACUCCAUGACUGCUGGAGGGGCCAGACUCUGGCUUGCAAAGGGCUGGGGGCCCGCACACUUGCUGAGGCCUCGCGUCAUGAUCAUCCCACAGCAGGUGGAUGCCUGCUGCGGCUGCUCCUCUCUCCACCACCCCCUCUCCCAGCUACACUCUUCGGGCGUGGAGUGUGUGUGGAGGUCUCCGUUCCUGUGACAAUGCAUUCCAUCAGCUGCUGUGGUCCUCAGGGCGCCCCAGUGGCUUUUUUGGGGUGGGGGUGGCAGUCGGUGUUCCAUUCCUUUUUGUAAGAAAGCACAUGGACCAAUAAACAUGACCAUUGUGUUUUUGUAA
Rhineura floridana is the source of this 1039-nucleotide messenger RNA. RefSeq names its product peptidylprolyl isomerase B (gene PPIB). Gene Ontology annotation, biological process: protein folding; protein peptidyl-prolyl isomerization. Gene Ontology annotation, molecular function: peptidyl-prolyl cis-trans isomerase activity. The transcript has 5 exons. NCBI's taxonomy places the organism in Eukaryota, Metazoa, Chordata, Lepidosauria, Squamata, Rhineuridae. Gene Ontology annotation, cellular component: intracellular membrane-bounded organelle. Bases 22 to 714 code for a protein of 230 amino acids. The record is from RefSeq and is a predicted model, not a curated record.